Fusarium vanettenii 77-13-4 is the source of this 1407-nucleotide messenger RNA. RefSeq lists its product as uncharacterized. Lineage: Eukaryota; Fungi; Ascomycota; Sordariomycetes; Hypocreales; Nectriaceae. The transcript has 3 exons. The coding region runs from base 1 to 1407 and encodes 468 amino acids. The record is from RefSeq and is a predicted model, not a curated record.
AUGUAUCUCCAACGUAUUGGCGCCAUCGUCGCCUUUCUAUGCUUCUUCCUAGAAGCUGUUUGGGCGGCGGGAUGUGCUAAUGUCACAAUUAAAUCCCAGGAUCACGCUGAUGAGGUUCGAAAGAGCUGCAAAACUAUUGAGGGAUACCUGAAGUUUGACGACUACCUCGACGAGUCCAUCAAUCUCGAUGGUAUCGAGUUCAUCAACGGGGAUAUCACGUACUCGGGUGAUCCCGAAUGGGGAAAUGCAACAGAAAUCGGCGGACCGUAUCCCACAACGUUGAAGCCCAUCACAAUCGAAUGUUCAACUCUCAAGACGGUCAACGGCUCCAUUUACUUCUGGGCCUUUGAAGGCCUUUCGGAAUUCCUGCUUCCCAAGCUCACCAGAGUCGAGGAGGCUUUUACCCUUCAGCGCAUGCACUACCUCAGAAAGCUCGACAUUACCAAACUCACGCACUUGGGGUCCUUCAACAUCGAGGCCAACCACCUCACUGAACUGAAACACGAGGAACUCAAGGGUUUCACAGGUGGCGCUUGGACGCCGGGUGUUCAGUUCUGGGGCGUUAGGGUCUCAUCUCUUGACAGCUGGUUCAAGUAUCCCCUCACAGCCAUCGCUCGGGAGUCGGGGUAUGACGACCUCACGACGUGGGCGCCCGUGCAACUCAGCGCGAACCGCAUCCCAAAUCUUAGGAGCGUCACCGUUGGAUAUGCAAACACCAGCAAGAUCUCGAUUGCGACAAACAAGACUGAGCUCACGCUCGGCGGCCCAGAAACAGAGACAAUGGACAUUGGACUCCUGCAGCUUGAGGGUGACCUCACCAAGCUCACGCGCGCACCCAACGUCAAGGAGCUUAAUGUUGGCCGGCUUUAUUUCAGAGGUUCUUCUCUGAAGGAGAUUGACCUCACUAUUUUUGACAAGAUUACCAACCUCACGAUUUAUGACCACGGAAAUCUGCAGAGGAUUCGAAUGCCACCCAAAGCCCUCGACUGGGAGGAUAUGACAAUCGAUAUUGAGAUAAACCAGAACCUUACCCUGAUCUCAGAGUAUCGAGACCCCGAGAAUAAGAAAGAUCAGUUCUGGUACUGGCCUAAAGGAAACAUCAGCAGAAUCAACAUCAUCGGUACCCCUCUCUCCACCGGAUUCUUUGACUCAUUCCUCGCAGCCCGCAACGGUUCCAACCCGCCAAAGGUCCUGGACUAUUUCCACUUGGCGCAGGCUCCAGCCCAGUAUUCAGAACCAAUGGGAUUCAACUGCACGCCCUUUGAGGAGCUUUACAACAAGUCUGUACUUCCCGAGAACUACGAAUGCCUGAACUACAACUCACUGUCUUCUGCGAGUCAUGUCUGGAUGAGUUGGGGCUUUGUCGGGGUAGCGCUUCUGUCGAGUGUUUUCUAUCUAUCUUGGUAG